Messenger RNA from Racocetra fulgida, 718 nucleotides. NCBI's taxonomy places the organism in Eukaryota, Fungi, Glomeromycota, Glomeromycetes, Diversisporales, Gigasporaceae. The record is from the annotation of a GenBank genome assembly.
GACCCAGGCAGCGAUAGACUAUCUAAAGUCGAUGUUGAUGCUCAAACAAAUGAAAAUGAUACAUUAAAUUUGGAAAAAGACCAAUGGGCUAAAAAGAAUGACGGUAAUGACUUUGAAAAUAACGAGAAAACAAAUGAACUAUUGCCUGAUUCGCAAGUUGUUGGCACUGAUGAUCAAUUUUCAAUUGACAAUAUGAACCAACCUGAUAAUGAACGCGUUAAUGACAAUCGACAAUCAAUCAAUGUUAUCUCCGGAAUGCUUGAACAAACGACCCUAGCAAACAAUAGUACACAAGCCGAUGACAUCGGAUCUAUUCAAGAUAAUGAUAAUGAUGUAAGUAAUGAAGAUUCACCAGGAUGGUUAGAAUGUGAAGAUUGCUACGGAAAUAAAAAGGAAUUAUGUGAAUAUUGUGUUUGUUCCGUAUGCAAAUGGAAAGGUGACAGAGGUUACAUCCUCUUGUGUGAUGGUUCUUGUGGCAAAAAUUUUCAUACUAGAUGUUUAAACCCUCCAGUUACAAGAAUUCCUCCUGGAAAUUGGUACUGUAAGGAGUGUGAAAAUGGUAAUUCGAAGAAAUCGAAACGUAAAAAAAUACGAAUUGAAUAUUCAAGUUCAGAUGAAAUUGAUAAUCAAAGUGCAAAAAAAAUCAAAAGAUUGAAAUCAAAAAGUAUUAAAAAAUAUAAGGCAAAACAGGAUAUUUCAGAUUCUGACGAUGAAAACA